Molecule: messenger RNA, 1060 nt
Organism: Haliotis rufescens (red abalone)
Lineage: Eukaryota; Metazoa; Mollusca; Gastropoda; Lepetellida; Haliotidae
Product: putative defense protein 3
Exons: 5
Coding region: 149-748 (199 amino acids)
Molecular function (GO): oxidoreductase activity, acting on metal ions
Source: RefSeq, a predicted model, not a curated record
AGGUGGAACCAGUCUAAUCUGCACUGCUGCAUAUGUGUAAACCGGAUACGUCGUCUGUCGUGUUCCGGUUCAGGGACUGACAUCACAGUCACUACUUGGUCCCGCACACUGACGACGCUGUUAGACUGUAGUCUGUAGGAACACUGAGAUGGCUGCGUACAUCGUCCUCCCUAUCGCCUGUGUCCUGCCCGCUCUGGUCCUGGGCUACCCUACAGGAGCAGGAGAUCCAGCCUGCAUCAACCUCACUCCUCAACAUCGCAGUUCCAUCGCCCAGAACUCAACGCCGCCAUACUCUCUCUUCGUAGAUACAAAUUCCAUCAAACAGGGAGGGAUGGUUACAGUCACCCUGAACGCAACUGCCACCAACGGAUACUUCAAGGGUUUCCUGGUCCAAGCCCGCUGUACCAAGUGUAGCACCGCCGACACUGCCAUAGUGCCCGGGACUUUUGCCAAGUAUACCGCCUCGGAUGGUACUAUUCAAACCAAAAACUGUGCAGAUGGCGACAAGAACUCCAUCACCCACACAAAUGCAUCUGAGAAGACGUCCGUUAUGUUCACCUGGAAGGCACCAGCUGGUUACGACGUGUCACAGGGCAUCGAGUUCAGGGCUACAGUUGUCCAGAGUCUACGAACAUGGUGGAACACGGUGAUGUCUGACGAGAUCAGCGUCACGACCAGCAGCUGCUCACGGUCUGCAUCGGCGAUGGUUGUUGUCAUUGGCUCCAUCAUUGCUUCUCUCUUCCUGUAGGAGUUUCAUGCUAUCUAUAAAUCUUACAAUGCCUAUAAACACAUUUUUUUGUUUUUAAUGGAAUUCAUGCAGGACCUUCUUCCACAAGAAAACAGCGAUUGUUUUUCUCAAACCAUUUUAAGACGCUUCAAAUGCGGAUCUGAAAUUCCACUGUAUUUUAAAUUAAUAUCUGUAUCAAUAAUUAUAAUUUUGUAAUUUUUUCAACACUAUUAUCGUAUUUGUUUAAUAGUCCACAAUUAUUCAUCAACUCCAGCUAUUAGCCUGAAAUGUAAAAUCCUGCAGUGAAGUUUGAUUAAAGAACGAUGAGCAUUC